Molecule: messenger RNA, 3496 nt
Organism: Acinonyx jubatus (cheetah)
Lineage: Eukaryota; Metazoa; Chordata; Mammalia; Carnivora; Felidae
Product: UDP-glucuronosyltransferase 3A1-like
Exons: 8
Coding region: 1899-3308 (469 amino acids)
Molecular function (GO): UDP-glycosyltransferase activity
Source: RefSeq, a predicted model, not a curated record
AAAAAUAAAUAAAAAUGUAAAAAAAAAAAAACAAAAAACAAAGUUUGCAUAUAAUUGGAGGUCUUACAGAACGUCAUGGAUGAGCUUCAGGAUUCAACCAGUGGAGAGAGAUCAGAGACACCAGCCAUAGCUGGUAAUAUGUCCCACAGCAGGAAGAGCGCCAAAAGAUGGGUAGGAUUUUGAUGAGGGGAAGAAAGGAAGAGGAAGAAAGCAGGAACAUUCUAAGCAUCAGAAAGAAUUGUAGCAAAGAAAAAACAGAAAAAUGCCAUGGUAGAUUUGGAGGUCAUGAAAGGACCAGUAUCUGGAUCAGAAAGUUCUCAGGAGACAGCAGUAGAACAGGUUGCUGCCAAAAGUGCUUUCUGGGUGUUCACUUCCGGUGUGAAGAUUCUUUAGUGUGUUUGAAGAUUAACGCCAUUUGUGAAUAUUGAAUAUCUCUCACUUCUUUUUUUUUUCUUUUUUUGCAGGAGCUCAUUUACAAACCUUUUAAAGGUCAUGUAGCUUCAUGACACAACUCAGUGUAGUCAUUUGUUAGGAAGGACAGAUAUUAUGGGCUCCUUAAAGAAUGAGAGUUUUGACCUAGUGGUGGUUGAUGCUAUAGGAUCGUUACACUUUCCUGGUUGCUGAGAAACUUGGAAGGCUGUCUGUGACCUCUUUACUAGCACAUUUGGAAUAUCAAUUUUGGGCUGUCUGAACCUGUGUCUUGCAUGUCCUUUCUGACAGAUCACAUGGAUUUCGAGACCAGGUGAAGAACUCUCUGAUGUUCUUCAUUUAACCUUGAGCAAAUGGUAUAUAUUCAUACUCAGUUUGAUGACACUAUCAAGGAACAUUUCCCAGAAGGCUCUAGGCCAGAGCUAUUUCAUCUUCAACUGAAAGCAGAGCUGGGGUUUGUUAGUUUUGGCUUUGGCUUUGUCUUUGCCUUUGCCUGGCCACAGCUUCCCAACACUGUGUAUGUUGGACACUUAAUGGCCAAACCUGAUGAGCCAAUACUUCAGGUAAGUAAAACCUUUGUGCCCCAUUGGACAUGAGGAAUCACCCUCAUGAUGGUGUCAUUAGUGCACAGAUGGCAAUUGCUCAGACAAGGGGUAAAUCUAGGUUUUUUUUAAAUUUUCUUUUAACAUUUUUUAAAUGUUUAUUUAUUUUUGAGAGAAAGAGAAAGAACGUGAGCAGGGGAGGGGCAGAGAGAGAGAGACAGACACAGAAUCUAAAGCAGGUUCCAGUCUCCGAGCUGUCAGUGCAGAGCCUGAUGCAGGGCUUGAACUCACAAAGUGUAAGUUCAUGACCUGAACUGAAUCAGAUGCCUAAUUGACUAAGCCACCCAGACACCCCUAUAUUUCAAUUUUCAAAUGCUUUUGGUAUUAUAUAGAAAUACAGUUGACUUUUAUAUAUCAGCCUUGAGUCCUGAAAUUUUAAUAAGUUCACUUAUUAGACUCUAUUGGGUUAUUUUGUAGCUUCCAUAGGGUUUUCUAUAUAGAUAAUAGUGUCUCAUAAAACUGAGAACAUUUUCUUUCCAUUCAUUAUUUCUUUUACCCAUUUUUCUUGUUUUAUUGUCCUGGCUAGAGUUUAAACCAUGAUGUUGAAUAAAAGUGGUGAGAGCUGACAUCUCUACUUUGUUCCUGUCUUAGGUGGAAAGAGUUCAAUAUUUUACCGAGAGAGACACACACAGAGUGCGAGCAGGGGAGGAGCAGAGAGAGGGAGACACAGAUCUGAAGCAGGUGCCAGGCUGGGAGUUGUCAGCACAGAGCCUGAUGUGGGGCUGGAACUCACGAACCACGAGAUCAUGACCUAAGCCGAAGUCGGACGCUAAACAGACUGAGUCACCCAGGCACCCCAGUGGGAGCCAUCAUCUGCUGCUGGACCGGGUGUCUCAGAUUCUUCAAGAUCAUGGUCAUAAUGUCACCAUGCUUCACCAGAGAGGGAAUUCAUUCAUAUCAGAUUUUAAAGAGAAGGAGAUAUCAUACCAAGUUAUCCCUUGGCUUCCACCUGAAGACUGUAACAAAGGAUUGAAGAAUAAUUUUGAUUUUUUUAUUGAAGAAUCUUUGGGUGGCAGAUACACAUUUGGAAAAUUCUUAAAAUUUAUGGAACAAGUAGGGCUUCAGUGCAGCCAUUUUCUAAGGAGAAGUGAUAUCAUGGAUUCCUUAAAGAAUGAGAACUUUGACCUAGUGAUAGUUGAAAAUUUUGACUACUGUCCUUUCCUGGUUGCUGAAAAGCUUGGAAAACCAUUUGUGUCCAUUCUCUCUUCCUCCUUUGGUGCUAUGGAUUUUGGACUACCAAACCCUCUGUCUUAUGUGCCAGUAUUGCAUUCUUUGCUAACGGACCACAUGGACUUCUGGGGCCGAGUGAAGAAUUUUCUGAUGUUCUUUGAUUUCACCAUGAAGCAAAGGCAAAUCCAGUCUGCAUAUGACAAUACCAUCAAGGAGCAUUUCCCGGAAGGCUCUAGGCCAGUUUUGUCUCAUCUUCUGAAGAAAGCAGAGCUGUGGUUUGUUAACUCUGACUUUGCCCUUGCAUUUGCUAGGCCCCUGCUUCCCAACACUGUGUAUGUUGGAGGCUUAAUGGCCAGACCUGUAACACCAGUACCACAAGAAUUUGAGAAUUUCAUUGCUAAGUUUGGAGACUCUGGUUUUGUCCUUGUGGCCCUGGGCUCCAUGGUGAGCACCUUUCAAUCCCAGGAACUUCUCAGGGAGAUGAACAGUGCCUUUGCUCAUCUCUCUCAAGGAGUCAUAUGGAAGUAUAAGCCAUCUCACUGGCCCAAAGACGUCAAAUUGGCAGCAAAUGUGAAAAUCGUGGACUGGCUUCCUCAGAAUGACCUCCUGGCUCACCCACGCAUCCGUCUUUUUGUCACCCAUGGUGGAAUGAAUAGCAUCAUGGAGGCCAUCCAACAUGGCGUGCCCAUGGUGGGGAUUCCCCUCUUUGGAGACCAGCCAGAAAACCUGGUCCGAGUAGAAGCCAAAAAGUUUGGUGUCUCUAUCCCAUUAAAGCAGAUAAAGGAAGAGACCUUGACUGUGAAGAUGAAACAAGUCAUAGAAGACGAGAGGUACAAGUCAGCAGCGGUGGCCGCCAGCAUCAUCAGGCGCUCCCACCCCCUGACCCCUGCCCAGAGGCUGGUGGGCUGGAUCGACCACAUCCUCCAGACAGGGGGUGCGGCCCACCUCAAGCCCCAUGCCCUGCAGCAGCCGUGGCAUGAGCAGUACCUGCUGGAUGUCUUCUUGUUCCUGCUGGUGGUCACCCUGGGCACCCUGUGGCUCUGCGGGAAGCUGCUGGGCAUGGUGGCCAGGUGGCUGUGUGGGGCCAGGAAGCUGAAGAAGGCCUGAUGGGGGUGCAGCCUUGAUGGGUGUUUGGGGAGCCACUGGUUCUAGAAGGCUUUCCCCAGCACAGGGCAGCCCUGGUGUCUUCCCCAUAUUGGCACCUGAGGGUGGCACACAAAUUGCUCUUCACUGUUUGCUGCCUCUGUUUAAAAGUUCUUGUGAAACACUCUUGGGCAUCUUUUUUUAAAAAAAAA